Molecule: messenger RNA, 1834 nt
Organism: Mesocricetus auratus (golden hamster)
Lineage: Eukaryota; Metazoa; Chordata; Mammalia; Rodentia; Cricetidae
Gene: Tmem219
Product: transmembrane protein 219
Exons: 8
Coding region: 829-1779 (316 amino acids)
Source: RefSeq, a predicted model, not a curated record
GCGGUCGGACCUGAAGCCGCUGGAUCGGGAAGGGAUGCGGUUGUCCAGAUCCUUCUGGAGGGGGCUUUGGGGAGGACGGGAGGCCAAGAUGCUUCAGCCGCUACUGCCCCUCAGACUCUGUCCUCCCUCCUCCUACCCUCCCCCUUGCAGAAAUGCCGGGACGUGGGGCCGCGCAGGGGCCGAGCAUAUGUGACACCUGGCGUUUCCCGGUGGCUUCCAGACUCUACCACUCUCUCUCCCAACUCCUCAUGCUAAUCUCCUGCCUUCCAGAUGUUUAUUUUCAUCAGUCUAUCGCUCCUUGCCUGCAGUAGUGUACUCAGAAGUUGGAGAUGAAUUUUCAAACUUUAGCCCUGUGUUAAAAGUCCCUGAGCCACAGUAUUUCUUCUACUGGCUUCUGGUCUUAAGGAUCAGUGUGACACCAAUAAAAAGAAAGGAGGUGGACGUCUGUUGAAUUCCUGCAUGGCCAAGGACCGAGCAAACUGCUGCCCCAUCGAAUCCUCAUUACUUGGUGUUCUUAGAACUCCCAUUUCACAUCUUAACCUCGCAGACAUUAACUUAGCAGCAAGAGAGAUUCAAGCCUUCCUAGCUCCAAAGUAGGAACUUGAACCCAGACACUUCCGGUCUGGAUUCUGGCUGUACUGUUGGGCUGCCAAACCCCAAGCACCAGAUCAAGUACUUCUUCUUUUCCAGCUGAGAAUCCUUUUCACAUCCCCUUUGCUAGUGCAGAGUGCUUCUCCCUUGGUUAUUUCAGAAACGAAAUCAAGCAAGCAUUUCUUCAGUGCUCUAAGGAGCAGGUGCUCCACGGAGGCCCAGACCCCUCUGCUCCCCAUGGGCAGCUGCCAGGCAGGGCACAACCUGCAUCUCUGUCUGGCUCAUCACCCACCUUUGGUCUGUGCCACUUUGAUCCUCCUGCUCCUUGGCCUCUCUGGCCUGGGCCUUGGCAGCUUCCUCCUCACCCAUACAUCUGGCCUACGUAGCCCUGACAUUCCUCAGGAUUGGGUUUCCUUCUUGAGGUCUUUUGGCCAGCUGAGCCUGUGCCCCGUGAACGGGACAGUCACAGGGACUUGGCGAGGGCCUCACAUCGUCGGCUUACUGACUACUUUGAACUUCGGAGAUGCUCCAGAUAGGAACAAAACCCAAACAUUCCAAGCCAAGGUCCAUGGUAGUCAGAUAGGAUUGAAAGGUUCCUCUGCAGGAGAGUCUAUCCUCGUCACAGCCAGAGUGGCCUCAGGAAGGGCUCCAGAGACCUGCCUCUAUUUCAGUGCUGUUCCAGAAAUCUUGCCCUCUAGCCAGCCACCUAUAUCCUGCUCAGAGGAGGGAGCUGGAAAUGCUACCUUGAGCCCAGUGAUGGGUGAAGAGUGUGUCAGGGUCUGGAGCCACGAACGCUUUGUGCUCACCAAGCUCCUUACUUCGGAACUGCAUGCAGGAGGAGCUAGCUCUGUGUGGCACCAGACUGCUGGUCCUGGGCUCGUUCCUGCUCCUCUUCUGUGGUUUUCUCUGCUGUGUCAGUGCUGUGUGCUUCCAUCCACGCCCAGAGUCCCACUGGUCCAGAACACGGCUUUGAGGGCACCAGCCUGCUCCUUACUCUGUUCUCAGGUGAAGAUCACAUUCUUGGGCCUACUUCUGAGUUUAGAAGACCUAUUACAAAAAGCAAAGAUCUGGAUGGGGGAAAAUAAAUGGCUUUUUGAUCACUGUCGUGUAAGGCAAGCUCCCAAUCUCAGGGCCCCCAGGGGCCAUCAUGCCAGCUGGGGGCCGGGCCGGGAGCCUGAAGGACCCUGAUGUAGCUGAGCUCUUCUUCAAGGAUGACCCUGAGAAGCUUUUCUCUGACCUCCGG